Messenger RNA from Procambarus clarkii (red swamp crayfish), 1934 nucleotides. It is a transcript of the gene Cdc2rk, whose product is annotated as cyclin-dependent kinase 10. The record is from RefSeq and is a predicted model, not a curated record. Lineage: Eukaryota; Metazoa; Arthropoda; Malacostraca; Decapoda; Cambaridae. Gene Ontology annotation, biological process: protein phosphorylation; regulation of mitotic cell cycle. Gene Ontology annotation, molecular function: cyclin-dependent protein serine/threonine kinase activity; ATP binding. Gene Ontology annotation, cellular component: nucleus.
GGGAUAUUCUCAUGUAAACAUCACUAAGCCGCAGGAGUAAGAGGGACCAUGUCACACUGCUAAUUAAAAUUCGCACGAACACUCUUGUAUUUAUAGGUGGGCACUAAGAAGGUCUAAGACCAGUAGAAGGCAGGCAAGAUGAGUGAGCAAGGGGAUAAGUCUACGGCAUCUAGCUCCACAAAGAAGGCUGGCCUUGUUUCCUUCCUCACAGGCAAACCCAUUGAGAUUCCCGAAAAGCAUCUGUUUGGAAAAUGCCGAUUUGUAGGGGAAUUUGAAAAACUAAAUCGUGUUGGAGAAGGCACAUAUGGCGUUGUUUAUCGUGCUCGAGAUACAAAGACUAAUGAAAUUGUUGCCCUCAAAAAGAUGCGCAUGGAAAAAGAAAAGGAUGGGAUGCCAAUAUCUGGGCUGCGGGAGAUAAUGUUGCUUCAGUCUUGUAAUCAUCCAAAUAUUGUGUGCCUAAAGGAAGUUGUCGUUGGGCGUAGUUUAGAAAGUAUCUUUCUGGUAAUGGAGUACUGUGAGCAAGACUUGGCAAGUUUGCUGGACAAUAUGCAGAUACCUUUCAUGGAAGCUCAAGUCAAAUGUAUAAUGAUUCAGGUAUUCAAGGGUCUUGCAUAUCUACAUACGAAAGAGAUAGUUCAUCGAGACGUGAAGGUGUCCAAUCUCCUCCUAACAAAUAUGGGAACAAUAAAAAUAGCUGACUUUGGGCUUGCUCGUGAAUUAGGAUAUCCAAUGUCUCCAAUGACACCUCAGGUGGUAACACUGUGGUACAGGGCUCCUGAACUGCUCUUCCAGGCCAAGACUCAGACAACAGGUGUAGACAUGUGGGCAGCUGGCUGUAUUCUUGGGGAACUCCUGUUGCACAAACCACUACUGCCCGGAAAGUCAGAAAUUGAACAGAUUAACCUCAUUAUCAAUCUAUUAGGUACGCCAAAUGACACAAUAUGGCCAGAAUUUUCUCAGUUACCAGCAAUUGAGAACUUUACACUGAAAGCUCAACCAUAUAACAAUCUGAAAACCAAAUUCCCAGCCCUGUCAGCAUCAGGACAACGUCUGCUUAACUUUCUCUUCAUGUAUGACCCCAAGAGACGGGCUACUGCAGAGGAGUGUCUUAAGAGCUCCUACUUCAAAGAAAACCCAUUACCAUGUGAUCCACGAAUGAUGCCAACAUUCCCGCAGCAUCGUAAUCUUAAGCAACAGCCAGGGAUGUUACAACAACCACCACCUGUCAUAACCCAAGUAAUUACAGGACCGCCAAUAAAUAUGUUUCCCCAAGAGUGCCAAGAAUCAGAGACUUAUAUCGGUUCUAAGAUUGGCAUUAGUGAACUUCUGAACUCUCUUCAAUGAACACAGCAUUUGUUACUGUGUGUGUAAAUUAAGAUGUACAGUAUUUAAUUAUAUAUAUUUAGAUUGGUACAUUGGCAGAACACAAAUGAAAUGGAUUGUUUAAAUUAUUUUUGCAUAAUUAUAAAUUUGUGUCGAGUUUUGCUGAUGUAUGCAACUUAUAACUCGACAGUCUGGAAUAUGAUGUAUCAUAUCACUGAACCUUGAGAAGUGUAAAAUUUUUGUAUAUUUUAUAUUUGUUUUAUAUGAUGACUGUAAUUUUUUGUGUGAAUGUCUUUUGCACAGCCAGCUCCUGAUAAACAAAUUACAAAUUUAAGAACGAACUGAUUGGAAAUUUGAUGGCAGUAAAUGAAGCUCUGGAUAUAAUGUACUUCAAAGCUGUACAGUAAUUAUGAUUUAUACAUCCCAUAAACAAAAAAAGAAAUAUAAUUCCUGAAGUUGUUUAAUGUUUCUUACUGUCAUCGAAUGAUAAUUUCAUAAUACUGUACCUGUAUAACAGGUUGAUAUUUUGCCCUUAUACUGUAUAUAAAUAAGGCAAUACUCUUUUUUACUGUAACAAAAUUAAAUUGCAUUAAAUAAAAUUGACCAUGAAU